Molecule: messenger RNA, 1548 nt
Organism: Zasmidium cellare ATCC 36951
Lineage: Eukaryota; Fungi; Ascomycota; Dothideomycetes; Mycosphaerellales; Mycosphaerellaceae
Exons: 1
Coding region: 1-1548 (515 amino acids)
Biological process (GO): regulatory ncRNA-mediated post-transcriptional gene silencing
Cellular component (GO): cytosol; P granule
Molecular function (GO): helicase activity
Source: RefSeq, a predicted model, not a curated record
AUGAGAGGUGUGCGCACGAAUACCCUCAUAUUGGAGGGCUAUCCGGGCACUGGCAAGACCCACACUUUGGCCAUCACUGUCAUCGUAUUAAUGCUCAUCGGCACGCGAGUCAUCAUCACCAGCCAGUCCAACAACGGCGUGCAGGCUCUCUUCGAGAAGAUCCUAGCACUCAUCCAGACAUAUCCCGAACUACAGCACUUGCAAGACCAAGUCGUACAGCUCCGCAGUGAGCGAGACGAGCAAACCUACGCUCAAUAUGAGCAGUCCGGCGACUUGCGUCGAUCAGUCAAGUUUGCGGCCGCAAACUUCUGGAUGUCUGGAAGGAUAGCAACUUACUGCAAGAGCCAUCCAGACGAACCGGUGGUUCUGCAGUACCACGCACACAUCAAGGCGCGGAGAGCGGGCAAAGAGGAUGAUUCACUGCCGCCAUGGAGCAAGGUCCUGAACAUACUGCGAGGCAUGGUGUUUGAUGCGUCUUUGUUGGUCGCAUGCACCACGUACGUCGCGGGCGGCCUGAACCCCAAAGGCCACACGCAGUUCAAGGCGAAUGCUAUCUUCCUUGACGAAGCUGGUCAAGCAGUGGAAGCUGACAUGCUCAUGGCUGUCAUACCUCACAUUGGCAAGUUGCACCUCCUCGUGCUGUGCGGAGAUGUGCAACAACUUGGACCUGUUGCGAAGUCAGAGGAUCACAAUCCCCUGUACCGAAUCCUCGCAACGUCGACAUUGAAGCGGCUCUUGGAUGGCUGGCCACAGAUCACGCGGGUACCUCUUACGUACAACUACCGCGGCCACCCAUCGACCUACGCCAUGUCAAACUGCGUCUUCUACGGAGGUAUCAUGAAGCCAGGACAUCCCGUCAGCCACUGGGACACGGAACUCGCUCAGACGAUUACCCGCAUUCUCAAGCAGAAGGUCACCAGGGCCACACGAUAUCCCCUGCAGGCGCUCGACGCCAACAACCGACAGCUCUUCCUGAACGUCGACUCUCCGUCCGAGCGAGAAGUACACGGCACGUCCUACUUCAACCAGGGUGGCAUUCUCGCGGUGGAGGGUCUGGUCAAGAUGCUGCACGAAGGAGGCAUUGCCCUCAAAGACAUCGGCAUCAUCACGAUGUACAAGGAAGAUCUCCGUCUGCUUGUACAGCAGUUGCGUUUGAACGGAUUCGACGAUGUCGAGGUCGGCAAGGUGGACUUGGGAUAUGGCGUUCGUGUCGCCACGGUGGACUCUUUCCAGGGAAAGGAAAAGCCGGUCAUGAUCGUGCAUUUUGUGGCUGCCCACAAAUACGGAUUAGGCGGCGAUCCGUUCGGGUUCGUGAAGCAGCAGUUGCGGCUCAACGUCGCGACGACGCGAUCUCAAGAGUUCCAAUUCCUCGUCGGGAACAUGAGUUGUUGGCAGCCGUGGAGGGCCUCGCGCACAACCGACGAUUGCAAGCACAUGGCCCAUGUCAUCGACUGGAUCAUCAACAGCCAUCAGAUGGUGGAUUGGAGCACGGUAGAGGGACUUUUGGAUGAUGACAAGGUCAAAUGGGUGGAUGAGAAGUCGUCCUGA